This is a messenger RNA of Xyrichtys novacula (pearly razorfish), 4123 nucleotides long. The record is from the annotation of a GenBank genome assembly. Lineage: Eukaryota; Metazoa; Chordata; Actinopteri; Labriformes; Labridae.
AUGGAGCAGCGCUUCACCUGGACUGCAGCUCACCACGAGGUUCCCGGUCAGCCCGAAAGCCUUCGGCUCAUCCUCCGGAGGGUCCCGGUUCCAGCCUCCAGCAGCUCCACACCUGUCAGUCCCCCUGGCAGUCCCGUAAGGUCAGACACACAGUUUACAUCUAAUACAACUGAUGUGGCUGCAAAGGAGCAACGCCACAAGACCUUUGCGGCUCUCAGUGAGAUGGUGAAAGCCCGUCCUCCUAAGAGGGCAUCCACUGAGGCUCCUGAAGCAGGCCCAUCAAAGUCCUCUGGUAUUUCUUUUAAACUGUGGUCUGAAGAUCUUACAGGGUGUUCCACAGAAGACGGUGUGGAGUCCAGGCCUGGUGUGCAGGUGUGGUACCCUGAACCAGCUGCGACCCCCGGACCAUCUGCUCCACAGAGGUGCCCAAGGAGAGUAGCUCGGGUCUCCAGGGCUGCCCCAGGACGGGGCCUUCUGAAGGCAGCUCUGGCCCCCAGUGCUGCUCCAGGACCUGGUUCUCUGAAAGCAGCUCUGCCCCCCAGUGCUGCUUCAGGUCCGGGCUCCUCCCGUGCAGCUCUGGGUGCCACUGCUGCUCGAGGACAGGGCCCUCCAGAGGCAGCUCAGGCGCCCAGUGCUCCUCCAAGACUGGGUCCUCUCCAGCCGGCUGAGCCUCGCCCACUGUGGGAUAUCCCUGAACCAGAGUGGGCGAGAGAGGUAAGACUGUACAGGGAGGCGAGAGAGGAGUGGUUUAAGAGCUGGUGGAGGAGGAAACCAGCUCCUAAACCAAAAGGUAAGUAUAGAGGUAAGUAGUUUCACUCUUUUAGUGUAGGUAGUCCAAAUUUAAAUGAUUAUUAUUAUUAUUAAUAUUAUUCUUCUAUAAUAAUUUCCAUUAUAACAUUCCAUUAUAUGCUUGUCUGACAAUUGUAAUAUUUUUCAUCAUUAUUAUUCAUAUAUAUAAUACACACCACACCACACACACACACACACACACACACACACACACACACACACACACACACAACCACAAAUUCUGUUGUUUGUUGUUUGUUGUCUGUUUUGCAUAAAAAAAUUUUUAAAAAAACUGUGUCUGUGAAGGGGGAGAUUAGUUUUUAGUUUAGUUAGUUUGAUGGGGGAGACAACAUAAAAGUGGACUCAGUAAAACUAAAGCAGGUAAGAGGUCAAAGGUGACGAGGAGUUAUAACGAAGGAGAACAGAGGUAAGGAGGUGAGUGGUAUUCAUUUUAUUUAAAAGGUAAGUGUUUAAUAUUUAAUAACAUACUGCAGAAUAUUUAGCCUAUGUUUGAGUUUUUUGUGAAGAUUUUAACUGUGUUUAUUUUUCAGGGAAGGACAAAGCAAAAAGCAGAGAAGGGGAGAGGAGAAGGGGAGGUGUGGAGGAGGUGAAGGAGAGGAGGUGGGAGGGCCAAAGAUUUCAACUGUCAUUUUAAAAGGUACUUAUUGAUACUGGUUUACUUCAUCAUGAUUUGGUUGAUGCAAACCGCUAUUGUUUGCAUCACAUAUUUUUUUUCUGGUACUUAUACUUUCCUUGAUUUAACUUUACAGACAGAGACAGAAAAUAAAGGAGAGGAGAGGAGAGGACGGGAAAGCAAAGCAGAGGAGAGGAGGAGGUGAAGGAGAGGAGGUGGGAGGGCAGAAGGUUUUAAACUUUCACAGGAACAGGUACAUAACAAUAGUGGUUUACCAUUGUUCCACUUGUUUUAAAAUGUCUUUUGUUUUUCUCUCUUUUUGCAUUUUUUACUUUAACUUUCCUUUCGUCUGCUUUUCUUAUAGAAAAAGAGGAGAGAAAAGACCUAGAGGAGAAAGGAGGAGAGGAGAGGAGGUGGGAGGGCCAAAGUUUUUCAACUCUCAAAGAAAAAAAGGUUCAUAUCAAUGUCACUCUUUCUUAUUUCCACUGAAUCACAUUAAUGCUGGUUCAUAUUUACCUGAACUUUCUGUUUUUCCAAAUUUUCCUGCAGAGAGAGAGAAAAGGAAGACCAUGUGAAGGAGAGAGGAGAGGAAAGGAUGGUAAAGGAGAGGAGAGGAGGUGGGAGGGCCAAUUAUUUCAACUGUCACUGUAAAAGGUACUUAUUAAUACUUGUUUACUUUAUCAUUGUUCAGCUGAUGCAAACCUUUAUCAUUUCCAUCACAUGUAGUUUUUUUCUGGUACUUACACUUUCAUUUAAUUUUACCAACAGAGACAGAAAAGAGAGGAAAAAAAAGGAGAGGAGAGGAGAGGAGAGGUGGUGGGAGGGCCAAAGUUUUUUAACUCUCACAAAAAAAAGGUUCAUAUCAGUGUUACACUUUCUUAUUUCCACUGAAUCACAUACAUGGUGGUUUGUCUUUGUAUUUCAUAUUUACCUGAACUUUAUGAUUUUCUAAUUUUCCUGCAGAGAGAAAAUGAAAACCAAGGGAAGGAGAGAGGAGAGGAAAGGAUGGAGAGGGAAAGGAGAGGAGAGGAGGUGGGAGGGCCAAUUAUUUCAACUGUCACUGUAAAAGGUACUUGAAUACUUGUUUACUUUAUCAUGGUUUGGUUGAUGCAAACCUCUAUCAUUCCCAUCACAUGUAGUUUUUUUUCUGGUACUUAUACUUUCUUUAAUUUAAUUUUACUGACAGAGACAGAAAAAAGAAGAGAGGAGAGGAGAGGUGGUGGGAUGGCCAAUUUUUUUUAACUCUCACAGAAAAAAGGUUCAUAUCAAUGUUACUAUUUCUUAUUUCUCAACUGAAUCACAGACAAGGUGGUUUGUCUUUUAUAUUUACCUGAACUUUCUUUUAUUUCCUAUUUUUUCUGCAAAGAGAGAAAAGGAAGACCAAGGGAAGGAGAGGGGAGAGGAAAGGAUGGGAAAGGAUCGGAGAGGAGGCGGGAGGGCCAAAGUUUUUUUACUCUCACAGAAAAAAGGUUCAUAUCAAUGUCAAUCUGUCUUAUUUCCACUGAAUCACAUUGAUGCAGGUUUAUCUAUGUUUUUCAUAUUUACCUGAACUUUCUGAUUUUCUAAUUUUCCUGCAGAGAGAAAAUGAAAACCAAGGGAAGGAGAGAGGAGAGGAAAGGAUGGAGAGGGAAAGGAUAGGAGAGGAGGUGGGAGGGCCAAAGGUUCCAACUGUCAAUGUUUAAGGUACUUGAAUACUUGUUUACUUUAUCAUGGUUUGGUUGAUGCAAACCUCUAUCAUUCCCAUCAAAUGUAGUUUUUUUCUGGUACUUAUACUUUCUUUAAUUUUAUUUUACUGACAGAGACAGAAAAGAGAGGAGAGGAGAGGACGGGAAAGCAAAGCAGAAGAGAGGAGGAGGUGAAGGAGAGGAGGUGGGAGGGCAGAAGGUUUUAAACUUUCACAGGAACAGGUACAUAACAAUAGUGGUUUACCAUUGUUCCACUUGUUUUAAAAUGUCUUUUGUUUUUCUCUCUUUUUGUAUUUUUUACAUUAGCUUUCCUUUCGUCUGCUUUUCUUAUAGAAAAAGAGGAGAGAAAAGACCUAGAGGAGAAAGGAGGAGAGGAGAGGAGAGGAGGUGGGAGGGCCAAAGUUUUUUAACUCUCACAGAAAAAAAGGUUCAUAUCAAUGUCACUCUUUCUUAUUUCCACUGAAUCACAUUAAUGCUGGUUCAUCUAUGUUUUUCAUAUUUACCUGAACUUUCUGAUUUUCUUAAUUUUCCUGCAGAGAGAGAGAAAAGGAAGACCAUGUAAAGGAGAGAGGAGAGGAAAGGAUGGGAAAGGAUCGGAGAGGAGGUGGGAGGGCCAAUUAUUUCAACUGUCACUGUAAAAGGUACUUAUUAAUACUUGUUUACUUAAUCAUUGUUCAGUUGAUGCAAACCUUUAUCAUUUCCAUCACAUGUAGUUUCUUCUGGUACUUAUACUUUCUUUCAUUUAAUUUUACUAACAGAGACAAAAAAAAAGAGGAAAGAAGAAGAGAAAGGAGGAGAGGAGAGGAGGUGGGAGGGCCCAAGUUUUUUAACUCUCACAGAAAAAAGGUUCAUAUCAAUGUUACACUUUCUUAUUUCUACCGAAUCACAUACAAGGUGGUUCAUCUUUGUUUUUUAUAUUUACUUGAACUUUAGGUUUUUCUAAUGUUCCUGCAGAGAGAAAAUGAAAACCAAGGGAAGGAGAGAGGAGAGGAAAGGAUGGGAAGGGAAAGGAUAG